AUGCAGCGUCUGCAUCUGCGGGUUCCCAACCGCUUUCAACGUCUGCCACCCACGACCUUGCGCACAUGCUCGCCACGGCAGCGACUACAGCGAACACGCCAAGGAACGCGACCGCAAACCCAGCGUCGGAUCCUCUCUACCUUGGUAUCGCACUCGUCAAGCCACUUCGAUCCUGGUACGAGCACACCGGGAGACGGCCUCGGGAGAGCGAGCAUCCGCCAGAGCCGAGAGGAUCUCCAAGGCGGUCCAGAUGCAUCGAAAACACUGUCCGGCCCUCGAGGCCGACUUCUUAACCUGAUCCAAGAAAAGAGACCUCAAGGGCUCGCUCCGCUGACCGGCGUCUUUCGCACCGAGUACAGGACCCUCCCCAGGUUUCUACCCGGCGACGAAUCCCUGAAAGGUGUCACCCCGCGGGCCGAGGAUAAAAAUGACGUUCACAAAGAGUGCUACAAUUCACUCGCCACGCUCGAGAACACCAAGCAGCUCGCGCGCGCUAGCGCGUUGAAGGGUGUACCUACCCUGACGAACCUUCCCCGUGCGUGACAGGGCAUCGCCAGCUCUGGAACUCAACUGCGUCCACCGGAACGUUUCGUAUGGCAUCGUAAUGGGCAACCGACACGUCGAGGGGAUCUUGAUCGACUACUAUCUGGCGGUGAAGAAGGCUCGAGUGGGUGAAGAGGAGUGUCGCUGCGGCCGUUUGGUGCUUUGGUGCAUUCCAGCGUCCGCUGUAGCUGAGCAUGUUGUUGGGCUAACCUGA
Messenger RNA from Microbotryum saponariae, 757 nucleotides. The record is from the annotation of a GenBank genome assembly. NCBI's taxonomy places the organism in Eukaryota, Fungi, Basidiomycota, Microbotryomycetes, Microbotryales, Microbotryaceae.